GUGUCGCUGCUGCUUCCGCUGCGCUUUUCACAUUUCCGCCUGUAAAAAGAACCUUCUCGCUCGCCGUCGGCAGUUUGAAUCAACUUUAUUCAUAGCAGGCUUUGACAAUUUGUUAAACAUGGGUGCACGGGUUACGCGUGUGUUCAGGAAUUAUAACUUGGAAAACCGAGUGCACCGAGAACUCUCCAAGGACAAGCCGCGAGCGGCGCCCCGGCACGCAGUCAAGCUUCCAUCGACAGCCUCCAGCCUGCAAGAAGUGGAUUCGUUGAACCAGAAGAACGCGCCGCUGCUGGACCACCUCAGGUCCGUGUACGUGGAGUCCAGAGAUCCAGCACCGGCUGCAGCAGAGGUAUUGAAGGACGUGACGGCGGGGAAAGAACAGCGACGACUUCUCAAGUUCAGUGUCCCAGCAUCUCCGUUGGGCCUGGUGGAGCUCACGGAUGUUCCCAUUGGUAAACUGACCAUUGCUGAGGCCCUGAAGGCUAUGGGCAGCCACCAGCACCAGCCUCAGACAUGGAGCCCCGAAAAGAUCGCACAAGAGUAUUCUCUGGACUUGAAAGAAACUAAAGCACUUUUAGAGUUCUUUGUCCCCUUCAAGGUUGAGAUCAUACCACCCAAGACUAAAAAAGCCAAGGAGAUAAAGGCUGCGUAGGACUAGAGUCUCUGACAUCUCUGUGGAAAAUGACAGCAUAUUUAAUUUAUUUAUGUAUUUCAGUGUUUGUCACUGCAAGAAUGAGCUGAUUGAAAGCUUGGACAUUACAUAUUGCUGACAUGGAGAUGAGAUCAUAGGAAAUUUCAUGGGACAUAUUACCAGAUACAAAACACCCCUACAAUAAACAUGAGAAUAAUUCUAGAUAUUUAAUCUUCUUUGUAAUCCUAUUGGUUUGUUUUAUUUUCAUCAGAGAACUAUCUAAAACUGGGUGAUGUCAAUAUGCAGGUGGACAACAUCAAAAGGAGUCAUUCAGCAGUUUGGAAAGUACAUUUACUAGAUUUUCUUCAUAGAAUGACAUUCAGAUGGACAGGCUCAUAUUUGUGUGAUAUGAAAGCAAGCAAGUUUAGCAUAAAGAUAGUAAGCAAAUGGAAAAGGCUAGCACAGUUAGUGCUGGGAUUCCCAUCACUUGCAUAACAAUAAGUCCCCUGGGCAUCUCACUCAGGAAACCUGAUUCAAAGAUGCAAUUAGCAGGAGGAUCUUCUCUAAUUAGCUACACUAGCAUCACUUCCUGAGACCUGGGUGGUGCACCAAAAACCCAGUUUGACCUAACCAAGCUUGCCUGACAAAAGCCUUGGAAAAACCAAGAACUUCCUUCAGGGAUAAUUGCUGUAUUUUGUGUGGUUAUCAGCUUUCUUUGUUAAUCCGGUUUUAUGUUUUGUUUUUUUGUACUUGUGUUAUCAUCAGUCAGUAUUGAAGUUCAUGUGAUUGCACAAUUUUAUAGUUACCUGCUUCUGGUGUACAGCUGAACUUGUUAAGGUAUAUAGAACUCAUCUCCGGGGUAGAAAACACAUGUCACUUUUAUAGAAAAUUAGUAAUUCUGUGACAUUUUUUUUUAACAUCAAUACUGAGCGUCAUUGAAAACAUUGACGUUAGCCUUAACAGAUCUCGUUAACAAAACUGGGUGUAGCCAACUGUGAUGUUGCCAGUUGUUAGUAAAGUCAUGUUUUGAACCCUUGAAUAUUUUAACGAACACCAUCUUGAUGUUGUCAAAUACAUAUUGAGUGAGGGGUGGGUUUGUGUGUGAGUCAAACAUGAACUAAAGUCUAAUGUUCCUAGUAACAAAGUGACCAUAAUUUAUGAGGAAAUAGGUCAAGGGAGCUAAAAAGUCUUUUUCUCAUAUUUUUCUAAUCAGAUACAGAAUUUAUUUUCGACUUCAGCUUCCAUCUUUUACAUACAGUCUGUGGAGGCAUUGAGCUAAAUCGCAUAUCUAAACGUAGGUCAGUAAUAGGUGAAAAUACAAAAGAUCAUGGGUCAGGUUUUAUUUUUCACCAAUGCAGAUCACAUGAUAAAACGGUGCAAAUUAAGUGCUAUUGUUGUUUUAAGCUAAUGGGUAACUCCACCUCUGUACUCAUUAGAGCAAACAAAUGCAUACAAUUGACUAUCUGUGGUAUUAAAUACAUAUUUCCAUUUUAGACCACUUUAAGAUUCUACUGUUUAACUUUUGAAUUGGGUUCACAUGAGGAGUCAAAUGUAGCUCUAGUUUGUCCUGUUUCAGAGUUAUUAUCCAAUAAUGAAAGCUAUAGUCUGGGAAUGAAAGUGCAGUUCCUCUAGUACUGUCACUUGUAGUAGUUACAGACCUGUUUGCUGAUACUGUGCUUGUAUACAGGCUUGUAUGAUGAGAGUAAUUCCUCUGUACAAACCACACACAAAAGACAACAAACAGCAGCAGUCUGUUUCUAACUUGUU
Messenger RNA from Oreochromis niloticus (Nile tilapia), 2398 nucleotides. It is a transcript of the gene ndufaf4, whose product is annotated as NADH:ubiquinone oxidoreductase complex assembly factor 4. Bases 119 to 652 code for a protein of 177 amino acids. Lineage: Eukaryota; Metazoa; Chordata; Actinopteri; Cichliformes; Cichlidae. The record is from RefSeq and is a predicted model, not a curated record. Gene Ontology annotation, cellular component: mitochondrion. Gene Ontology annotation, biological process: mitochondrial respiratory chain complex I assembly. The transcript is spliced from 3 exons.